CUCUGGAAAAGAUUAUAGAAUGACUUCUUACAUAGUGGUGGGCGGGGUCAGUCAACCUCUAGUCACUAGUGCUACCCAGGCCAACCCGGCAACCCUGAUUACUGCCACAUCCAUUUCCAGUUUCGAGUUUCAAUCAUCCAUCCUAGUACAUGUAGCUUAAUUUCCGAAGUCAUGUAACACCCAGGAAAUCCCUGCAGAGUAAGUGAUUUUCAGAGAUGGGAAAUGUUCCAGACUCAGUUUGGGAAUUCAUUUUGACAAAUCUCAAGGAGCAGAUUCAGUACCACUAUCGUUUGAUUACGGAAGCAGAGGGUAACUCUGAGGAGCUAAGGUUAUCCAUUAACACGCUUAAUGGGUUUCUCAAGGAAUACACCAAGGAGCGUUAUCGUCAGAAUGCCUUUCUCAAGAGCAUAACUGACGAGAUAAGGCAUCAAGUGCUUGAAGCCGAAGAUAUUGUAGAGACGUAUAUUUAUUCUGUUUUGCUGCAAAAAGCUGGAAUUAGGAGCCUUCACAAGCUGGGAAAAGGCAUAGAGAAGCUUAACCAAAUGGUGAAGGAUGAUAAACUAAUAUCGGUGCCGGCUGCCCAAGGUGCUGCCAUAGUUGACAACAUGUAUGUUGGACCUCCAAAGAAGAAAGUGGAUCCCUCUGCAGGCGAAGCCAAUGUAGUUGGCUUGGAUACUGACACCAAUAUAGUAAUAGACCUUCUGAAGAAAGAAUCUGAAAAGUUUGAUCCAGAGCAGCUGAAUGUAGUCUCCAUCAUUGGUAUGUUUGGUCUUGGAAAGACUACACUAGCUAAAAAGGUCUUGAAAGAUCCCAGAAUUCAUGUUAGUUUCCCUGAUCGUGCAUUUGUCAAAGUUUCUCAAGAUUACAGCAAAACUAAAGUAUUCCAAGACAUUCUGCGUGCUUUUAUUGAUAUCACGCAGGAAAUUAAGGACAUGGAAGAUGAUCAGUUAACUAAAAAAGUUGAAGAGGAGUUGAAAAAAAGGACAUACUUGAUCGUGUUGGAUGAUAUCUGGAUCAAAGAAGCAUGGGAAGAAAUCCAGGGUGCUUUCCCCAAACAGAAAGGCAGUGUGGUUUUAAUUACUAGUCGAAUGUAUGACGUAGCUCGUUGUGCUAAUCCUUCUGGAUUUCAUCAUGAACCGUUUUGUCUAACUUCUAAGCAGAGUAAGGAGCUACUCUUGAGGAAAGCUGGUUUGAAAAGCUGUGACUUGGAUCCGGACCUGGAGGACUAUGUAUCCAAUAUUGCCAAAAAAUGUGACGGAUUGCCGCUGUCAAUAGUGGUAAUUGGUGGAAUUCUACAACGUCAGCCAGAUAGUAUACACUUGUGGGAAAAAGUGUCAAAUGGGGUUGAUGAUUAUGUUGCUAAAGAUGAAAGGCAUAGGGGUUUACUAAGACUAAGUUAUGAUAUCUUGCCUUUCUACUUGAAGCAGUGCUUUCUCUACCUAGGCGUCUUCCAUGAAGGCUCUGAGAUCCCAGCCUGGAAAAUAUUCCGAUUAUGGAUUGCCGAGGAUUUCAUAAGACCAAAUGGGAAUAUGAGUUUGGAGGAUAUAGCAGAGGAUCAUUUGGAAGACCUGGUUGCUAGGAAUUUAGUGAUGGUGGGUCAAAGGAAAACAAAUGGUCAGAUAAAGACUUGUCUUAUCCACGAUACAUUGCGCAGUUUCUGCAAGGAUGAGGCUGUAGAAGAACACCUGUUUCAAGAAACAAAAGUUGAUGAGGCUACAACUGUCAACCCAGCUUCAGGUAGUCAUCGCCGCCUCUCCAUUAAGCCAGAGUUUUUGGGACAUAUGUUCUCUCAAAAUUCUCUCGAGUACGUCCGGUCCUUUUUGAGUUUUGCCGAGGAAGAAAAACCUUUGCGUCCAAAUAAUGUCUCAUCCAUUUGUCAAAGCUUUAAGUUGCUUAGGGUGUUGGAUGUCAAAUCAAUAAUUUUCCCCAGUUUCCCUACUGAACUCUUUUUCUUGGUUCUUCUAAAGUACAUUGCCUUGUAUUUUAUGUCCGACACUCUUCCAAAGGGAAUGUCUAACCUUUCAAAGCUGCAAACUGUCAUAUUUGAAACUUCAUCUCGGAUUCUUAAAGUAGAAGAUCACAUAUGGAAGAUGUUGCAUCUGAGUCACCUGCAUACUAACUCUUCCAUACUUCUGCCACCAUCUCUUGGCAAAGAACACCAAAGUCAGUCCUCACAAGGUCAAAAACUAGAAACUCUUUGUACAAUCUCAUCGCAGUGUUGCACAGCAGAGGUCUUCCAGAGGACUCCCAAUUUGAAAAAACUGGGAAUAUGUGGGGAAAUAGACCGGCUGUUGGAGGCUAGUGGGGGAUCUUGUUUGUUUGCAGGUAUCUUGAGCUACAUACAACGUGUUCAAAAUUUGAAGUUAGUGAAUGAGGGUAGUAACUUCAGCUUAAAUGUCCUUCGAGCAGACAGCUUUCCAACAAAGCUAACAAGGCUGACUUUGAAGAAUACAAGGCUUAAAAAUGAACACAUUACCACUCUAGGAAAUCUACAGUUUCUUCAGGUGCUUAAGUUGAAGGAUACUGUAUUCCAGGAAGGGAAGCUGGAGACAAGAGAUGGAGGUUUUCGUCGUCUUAGAGUUCUGUACAUUGGUGCAACAAAUUUGUUGAAUUGGGAAUCUUCUGAGAGUCAUUUUCCAACUUUGAAAUGCCUUAUCAUCCGUGACUGCAGUCGGCUAAAGGACAUCCCAUCUGACCUUGGGAAGAUAAGAAGCCUCCAGAGGAUUGAACUGUAUGAUCCCACUCCAUCAUUGCUUGACUCAGCUACAAAAAUUGAGAUGCUAAAAUUAAGAGAAACCCAAGGUUUCAAGCUUGAGAAGCACUUUAGUGGAGGAAAACCUAACAGUGGAAUGGCCCCCGGUGCUGAUGGCAAGGAAAAGGCAACUGGGGAUAUUUUACCAACUGCAGGAGCCAUAACCAAGACAACAAGUGGAAUGGCCUCCGGUGCUGAUGGCAAGGAAAAGGCAACUGGGGAUAUUUUACCAACUGCAGGAGCCAUAAACAAGACACCAAGCGCGGAAAUUCCACCGCCACAGAGAGCCAUCUCAAAACAAUCCAUUGCACCAAAUGUGAGUGCUCAGACUACUGUCCCGAUGAAGAAAAGCGAGAAGAAAGGUUUGUUUAAUUGGUUGAAGAAAGGAAAAGAUUAAUUUAGGUACUGCUGAUUCAGAAGAGAGGACGGAGGCUUCACUAAACACCAAAAGGUCCUCGACUUUUCAUUUUCCUUGUUCCUUUUUUUUUGUCUUUUUUGGAGAAAAAUGAUAAAGCUGGCAAAAAAUAAGUGAUGAAUUGAGGGCUCUCCUCUUGUUCAUGGUCGAUCAUGCCGUUGCUGGCUCAGUCGAACUACAAAUGUAUCAAAAACCUUUUUAUGUAUCAAACGUUGAUGUUUUUAUGCAUUGGUCAUAAACCUAAGUCUCAUAUUUAUUGUUGCA
This is a messenger RNA of Coffea arabica (coffee), 3431 nucleotides long. Its product is annotated as putative late blight resistance protein homolog R1A-3. The record is from RefSeq and is a predicted model, not a curated record. NCBI's taxonomy places the organism in Eukaryota, Viridiplantae, Streptophyta, Magnoliopsida, Gentianales, Rubiaceae. Gene Ontology annotation, biological process: defense response to other organism. Gene Ontology annotation, molecular function: ADP binding.